AUGGAUCCAGAAGAAGAAGAAGUGGCAGUAAAUGUGGACGACAUGGACAGGCUACUGAUGUUCAAGAUAGAGCGUCCUGUUUAUGAUGAAGCCCACCUCAGAUUGCAACUUCUCCACCGCAAGGAGAAAGCCAGCACUAUCCGACAAAAGAUUACGCAAUUGUUCCAGUGUUCUUCUCAGCGGGCAAAAACAGCACUUUUAAGCUUCCUGCCUAUUCUAUCAUGGCUGCCAAAGUAUCCGGUCAAGGAAUACCUGUUUCAUGAUAUUGUCUCUGGUCUCAGCACAGGUGUUGUGCAGCUUCCCCAAGGCCUUGCAUAUGCGAUGCUUGCUGCUGUGCCUCCAGUUUAUGGUCUGUACUCAUCGUUCUACCCUGUUCUGCUCUACACUUUCUUCGGCACAUCCAGACACAUAUCCAUAGGCACGUUUGCAGUAAUAAGCCUAAUGAUCGGAAGUGUUGCAGUCAGGGAGGUUCCUGAUUUUUACACACUUCCCGUCAAUGGCUCAAAUGAAUCCGCCAUCUUGAAUGGGACAAUUCAGGAGAAGAGGGUUCAGGUAGCUGUGGCGCUUACAACUCUUGUGGGAAUCAUUCAGAUUCUUCUAGGGAUUCUCCGGUUUGGCUUUGUGGCAAUUUACCUCACGGAACCGCUUGUGCGAGGUUUCACGACAGCAGCUGCUGUGCACGUAGUGGUUUCUCAGUUAAAAUAUUUACUGGGAGUGAAAACGAAACGCUUCAGUGGACCCCUUUCUGUUAUAUUUAGUGUCCAGGCAGUACUUAGUAAGAUUACAAGUACUAAUAUCGCCACGCUCAUUCUGGGCCUUGUGUGUCUGGUCUUUCUGUACGGAGUGAAAGACCUCAACCAGCGUUUCAAAAAGAAGAUACCCAUCCCGAUUCCCGGGGAGAUUAUCGUGGUCAUCGUGUCAACUGGCGUCUCUUACGGCAUGAAAUUGGCAGGGGACUACAACGUCGAUGUGGUUGGGGAUAUACCAACUGGGCUUAAAACACCAGCCGCUCCAGAUUUCUUGCUGUUCUCCAGUCUGGUGACCGACGCCUUCGCUAUUGCGAUUGUAGGCUUCUCCAUGGGAAUCUCGCUAGCCAAAAUCUUUGCACUGAAGCAUAACUACAGCGUGGACAGUAACCAGGAGCUGAUAGCCCUCGGCCUUUGUAAUUUCAUUAGCUCUUUCUUCCAAACGUUCACCAUCACUUGCUCCAUGUCGAGGAGCCUGGUGCAGGAGAGCACGGGUGGUAAAACGCAGGUCGCAGGGCUACUCGGGUCUCUAUUGGUGCUACUGGUCAUCGUCGCUAUUGGUUUUGUCUUCGAGCCGCUUCCGCAGACUGCCUUGGCAGCCAUAAUUAUGGUCAAUUUGCUGGGCAUGUUCAAACAGUUCCGAGACAUUCCAGCUCUGUGGAGAACCAGCAAGAUUGAACUAGCGAUCUGGCUGGUGACGUUCGUGGCGUCUGUGCUAUUAGGCUUGGACUACGGCCUCCUAUCAGCCAUCACAUUUGCUUUAUUGACGGUCAUCUAUAGAACGCAGAGCCCAAAAAAUGCUGUUCUCGGGCGGAUUGCAAACACAGGAUUAUACUACAACAUUGAUGAAUACGAAGAGGCGACGGAAUGUGAGGGGAUUAAGAUUUUCCACUCCAAUUCGUCAAUCUACUUCGCUAACUGCGACCUUUAUGUGAGCGCGCUCAAGGAGAAGACAGGCGUGAACCCAGAAGACUUACAAGCGGCUAGAAAAGCUCAGAAAAAACAAAAAGCCAACUGCAGCGUGACGUGCUCGCCGAAAAGACCUGUCGAGGACAAUGAACAAGCUGCCACGCACGAGAUUUUGUCCUUUAACAAAACGAUGGAAGACCAGACUAACGGCAAUCUCGGAGAAAUUCGCAUGGAAGCGGAUACAGAGGACGUAGCAUUCCUGGAGUCUUCCGGUUCCGUCCAUUCCAUCAUCCUGGACUGGACGCACGCCAGUUUUAUUGACUCUGUGGGAGCCAAGGCCAUUAAACAGGUCAUUAAGGAGUAUGCAGCAGUAGAUAUUAGAGUUGUCAUCGCUGGUUGUAACAGUAAUCUGCUAUCCGAGCUGGACCAGUUGGAGUUCUUCACUGGAAAUCUAAACACGGAGAUGCUGUUCCCAACCCUCCAUGAUGCCGUGUUGCACUGUCAACAUUCCCCACCCAAGAUCACAAGCUGA
Messenger RNA from Nerophis lumbriciformis (worm pipefish), 2187 nucleotides. The record is from RefSeq and is a predicted model, not a curated record. NCBI's taxonomy places the organism in Eukaryota, Metazoa, Chordata, Actinopteri, Syngnathiformes, Syngnathidae.